UCGGGAAAAACGCUUUCUCAGGACUGGGGGCAGUUUGUAGCCUCCUGCUGCUUGCUGUGUUCUCCCAGUCUCCUGCUUGUCUACCCUGUAUUUCCAUGUCACCAGGCUAUUUCUGAAAGGAGAUGCAGUGCAUGUGCUGAGUGACAUGGCAGUAAGCGGAAGGAGUUAAAUGACUAAAUUGUGGUAAAUAUAGAAAACCAUCAAUAAAAGAAGUUCAGUUAUUCUUCUUGUAGGUCAUGGAUUAUUUAGAAAAGAAGCAUGUUUGGUUUUGCAGUAAAAUAGCUUUAAAUGAGCACUGCUGUCCCAUUAUAUUACAAGAGGAAUUUAAUUAAUUAAUCUUACUCAUAAUAAGAACAGAAUGCAAUGGUUUCAAAUGAAGAUUUAUCACAGACCUUUUUUGGAGAAUGGGAGCAUACAAUUUUAAAGCUGUGCUCACAAAUGAAAGACAAGUCUAAAAUAUUUCACAUUCUAAGACCAUCGAGUAUGAAAUCUAUGCAUGGCAAGGUUUACCAAUCUGAUCACAGCCAGAACAUAUUUUAUUCACCAACAAUUGUCAGUCGCAGCAAAGUCCACCAUCCACACUGACCUUUGGUUUUGACUGCAGAUGGAUGAGAGUGUUGAUCUGCCAAACUGCAUCAUGGAUGAGAGUCUGGACUGCAGAUUCAGCAAUCUUAACUGGGAGCAGGUUCAGAGUUUGGAUCAAGUCUUAACGGAAGUGAUACCUAUUCACGGAAGAGGCAACUUCCCUACACUGGAAAUAAAGCCAAAAGACAUCAUUCAUAUUGUGAAAGAUCGGCUGGAAGAGAAUGGGAUUAUGGUCCAUGACAUUCGUCUCAAUGGCUCAACAGCAAGUCACAUUCUUGCAAAGCAAAAUGGAACAAGCUACAAAGACCUUGACAUUAUCUUUAGAGUAGAGUUGCCUGGAGAGGAAGAGUUCCAGGUGGUAAAGGGAGUGGUAUUGGAUUGUCUUCUGGACUUUCUACCACAGGGUGUCAAUAAGGAAAAGAUCACAGGGCUUACUUUGAAAGAAGCCUAUGUUCAGAAAAUGGUUAAAGUUUCCAAUGAUUAUGAUCGGUGGAGUCUCAUCUCCUUGUCAAAUAACAGUGGAAAAAAUGUUGAGUUAAAGUUUGUUAAUUCGUUACGGCGGCAGUUUGAAUUUAGUGUGGACUCUUUCCAAAUAAUUCUGGACUCAUUGUUACCUCUUUUCUGUUGUCGAGAGAAUGUAAUGUCAGAGGAGUCCCAUCCAACUGUCAUAGCAGAGAGUAUGUAUGGAAAUUUUGAGGAGGCAAUGGAUCACCUGCGAUACAAACUGAUUGCCACAAGAAACCCCGAAGAGAUUCGAGGUGGUGGCUUGCUUAAAUACAGCAAUCUCUUGGUUCGAGAAUUUAAACCAGCAUCUGAUACAGAAAUCAAAGGCUUAGAACGCUACAUGUGUUCGAGGUUUUUUAUUGACUUCCCAGAUGUAUCUGAGCAGCAAAGGAAGAUUGAAUCCUACCUACGAAAUCAUUUCAUUGGUGAAGAGAAAAGCAAGUAUGAUUACCUGAUGAUACUGCGCCAAGUUGUGAAUGAAAGCACAGUCUGUUUGAUGGGACACGAGAGAAGGCAGACAUUGAACAUGAUCACCCUGUUGGCUCUGAGAGUACUAGGGGAACAGAAUAUCAUUCCAAAUGCUGCCAAUGUCACCUGCUACUAUCAACCUGCCCCUUACGUCAGUGACCGAAGUUUUAGCAAUUACUACAUUUCGCACGGACAGCCGCACCUUGUGUAUCAGCCCUAUCCACUGCACAUUAAUAUGCAGACUGGUUUGGUUUAGUGUUACAGUGAAUGCAAAUGCUUGACUUUGAACAAGACCCAAGUUUUCAGGUCCCCAGAUAUCUGAAGUAAGAGGACGAUUGUAAACUGCUGGUUGCCAAUGAGAGAUAUGCCAAUUGUUGGGCAACCAAUGUUGAAACUGACCUGCAAAUAGAUGACCAAACAGUAGGUGCCACUUACAACGAUAUGUGCUUAAUCAGUGAAGAAUGGUUGAUCAACUGACUAAGCACAGAUGCAUGGAGUAUAAUAUAGGGAUAUUUUCUAAAGGUAAAUGUUGAACCAAUACCAUUUAGAAAGACAUAUUAGUAGGUGAAGUUAGCUAAUGGGAUUGAUAGUCCUGCAUACCCCUGCUUUGGUGAUUGUAGUUAGGACUAGAUGGGAAAACUAUUCAAAGAUCAGAAACAAUGAUUGCAUUGAAAAUACCCACUUUGAACUUGAAUUGUUUUGGUUACAUGAGAGUCAAGUACGUGUAGAAAACAUUUCUUCAAUGUGAAAUAAUCUUGUGACAAAGGAAAACUUUAUUGACCAAAGAUUGUUUGUAAAUACUGCAUCACACAAGUGCCUAAGCUAUAUAGAUAGGUCAUUAAAGCAUGUAAUAAUUCUUUCAAGAUGUGCCAUUUAGUUAUCAUUUGGUUUGGGAUUGGAGAUAUUGCAUUUAAUUUAAGUAGCAGCUCAUAUUACACCCUAGCAUCUUUAUGGCAUAAAAGAACCAUUUAGCCAAUCAUGUCAUUGCCAGCAACAUAAUUUCUAAGGUGACUUCAUGUUAUUGUGGCUGGGUGUCCCCUGUAUCAUUUACAGACAUGGGGUCCUUGAGAUUUCUGUUCCAGCCUUCAGAAACUAAUUCUUCAACUUCAGGUAAUUGAAUUUGAGCAGCCAACUGCAAGAGAAGUUAAUUGAUUUUUUUUCCAAGAACUGACACGUACACCACCACUCUAUUCCACACAGUGCCAAUAAAACUGAAUGCGAGAAAAGUCAAAUGUAGGGCCAUUCACUUACACAUACCUGGAAAUUCAAAGUGUCAAAAAUAUACAUCACUCCAAAUGCAAACAACUGAUAUUGCAGUGUGAUCAUGCAAAUGGCAUUUUAAUAGCAUAAUGAUCUUAUUAAAUGUUAUAAAUCUAAUUUUAAUAUCAAUCAGCCAUUUUUCUCUUGAGCAACAUUUAUUUUUCCCCAAAUUGUUUAGCACCUUUGUUAGGAGAAUAUCAAUGUUGUGGGAAGUCAGAAUACGAUAUUAAUGUUUGAGAAACAUCAAUCAAUAACGCAUUUAAUAGGGCUUUCUUCAGCUAAAAAGUUAAAAACAGUUGUUUAUUAACAAAACUGUGGAUAAGACUCCCUUAAUUGCUGUAAUUAUCUCUAUGUAAAAAAAAGACAACAACAAUCCAGAAAAUGUAAUUUAAUAGAGAAGACAACAGAAUUGAGAAAAUGAAUUAGAUUAGAUUCCUUACAGUGUGGAAACAGGCCCUUCAGCCCAACAAGUCCACACCGACCCUCCGAAGA
This is a messenger RNA of Chiloscyllium plagiosum (whitespotted bambooshark), 3309 nucleotides long. Its product is annotated as terminal nucleotidyltransferase 5C-like. The record is from RefSeq and is a predicted model, not a curated record. Gene Ontology annotation, molecular function: poly(A) RNA polymerase activity; RNA binding. Lineage: Eukaryota; Metazoa; Chordata; Chondrichthyes; Orectolobiformes; Hemiscylliidae. Gene Ontology annotation, biological process: mRNA stabilization.